UGAAAGUAUAUUUUUGACGAGUCUUCUCGGGUUUCUUGUUGAAAGGCUCUCGUUUUAAAGAUCAUUUAUACUAGUUAUGAUAACUUUGUCUGUUUUAAAACAUGAUAAAACUAGUUUCCUGCAUUUUUAUGUCAGUACUUCUGGUGGUUGCUGAUGGCUUCACUGUUCAUGGUCCCUCAGCUCCUCUGUCUGCUCCUCUGGGAUCUUCAGUGGUUUUGCCCUGUUAUAUUGAUGAAGUCUCACUAAUGGAGGAUCUGGAGGUGGAAUGGAGAAGAGCAGACUCAGAGACUCUGAUUCAUCUGUAUCAAGAUGGUGAGAGUCGAGCAGAGGUCCAGCAGCAGGAUUAUCAUGAUAGAGCUCAUUUCUUUACUGAGGAGAUUCAACAUGGAAACUUCUCCCUCCGUCUGGACAAUCUGACAGCUCAAGAUGAAGGAGAAUACAGGUGUAAGGUUUUUAUUCAGCAGGAUUCUGGAGAAGCUGUGGCUCAGAUAAAAGUUGGAAAUGAGCGUUUGUUUGUAUCAGGUUCAAAUCGUCCUGCAUCUGCAUAUGUUGGUGAGGACGUGACUCUGAACUGCUCUGUAGACUCUCACAUCACUCCUGAACACAUUGAAGAGGUUUCAUGGAUGAAAAUAGAUGAUGAUGGAGAUAUUCUGGUUCUGCUUUAUCAGUACAAUGAGACUUUACCAGAUUCAUCAAAUGAACAGUUCAGAGGCAGAGUUGAGUUCUUCACUGCUGAAAUCCCCAAAGGAAACUUCUCUCUCAGACUGAAGAGUGUCAGAACUGAGGAUAAAGGAGUUUACAUGUGUCAAGUGUUUGCUGGAGAUUUAUCAGCCAAUGCUACUGUAGAGCUGGGGGGACUAGGUUUCUCUUCUUUGCACAUCGCUGUGCUGUUUUUCUGUGUUGCUGCUGGAUCUGGAGCUGUUCUUCUGCUCUGCUCUCUGAUCUACUGCAGAUAUAAAAACACAGUCUCCAGCAGCACAAUCUGGAUUCUUCAGCUUUCUCUGGUCCUUUUCCCAAACAUCUGUAUGUUCUUAGCCUUCAUCCUUUGGGGCUUUACUGAAGGAUCUUUGGAUGAGACCAUCACCUGCUCUGCUCUUUAUAUUCUGAGGCCUUUUAUGCUGAUCUGGGCUUUGUCCUAUUUGAAGUAUCUUCAAGAGAGCCUUAAACCAUGGACCAGCUUUUUCACACCAACAACGGAAUUAGCGGUUCUCACACUGGUUGUUUAUUCAGUUCUUUUCUCUUAUGGCUGGAGAAAGAGAGCACAUGAUACAGACAGCACACCUCGUGUAGUUUCUGGAGUAUGCUUUGGAGUUGUUGUACUGAUGUGCCUCAUAUUGAGUACAGGGGACGUUUUAAGGCUUUUCAAAAAACUAAGAGAGAGAAUCCUAACUCCAGGUUUUGAGAACAUUUGUUGUUUCGCUAUCAUCGUCUUCUUGGUCCUCUUUGAAUUCUUCCAGUUGUUCUCCUCAUUUGGAUUUGCCUCUCUAGGUGACACUGUUUACUCAUCUCUUGCAAAUGUACACUGAUAUGAAACAAGUGGAUUGUAAAAAUGUGAAAACUGGGUUCACUGUUCACUACUAGUAGUAGUAGACUAACAUGCAAACAUCAAUGUGCAUAAAUUAAGUUAAAUGCUCAAAACACACACACACACACGCACACACUGAAGACUCCCACUUGGUUACACUUUAACUUGAUAAUCCACUUGUAAUAGAUAGUAAUAAUUAGUGUUUUUGCAACUGUAUGCCAACAAUCUCUCACUGGAGUAUUAGUAGAGGUAAAUUUAAUGUCUGGUAAAUUUAAAAUUUAAAUGCGACGAAUAAGCAGACCUACACAGCUCUUACAGCCAAAAUGUCUGUUGGGGUUCAUUAUAGUAAAGUGUCAGCAGAUUAUAAUAAUAAUACAGUCUCCAUUAUUCCAAUGACUGAUAGUGUAUGUAGUUGCAAAGUUACUUACAGGAAGCAGAAUGUACAGUAUAAUGAAGUGCUACCUCUAAUUGUAGUGUUUUAAUGAGUCACAAGCAAUAAUUUUAUCUGGUUUGAUGACAUUAUUUCUUUGUUUAGUUUGAUUGGGUCACGUGCGUAGAGUUGCUGAAGUUUGCCCUGCGCGCUUGCAGCUUUUUAAGGAACUUCUUUGGUUUGG
Molecule: messenger RNA, 2139 nt
Organism: Danio rerio (zebrafish)
Lineage: Eukaryota; Metazoa; Chordata; Actinopteri; Cypriniformes; Danionidae
Source: RefSeq, a predicted model, not a curated record